This is a messenger RNA of Physella acuta, 3238 nucleotides long. RefSeq names its product protocadherin Fat 3. Gene Ontology annotation, cellular component: catenin complex; membrane. Gene Ontology annotation, biological process: homophilic cell-cell adhesion; multicellular organism development; cell migration. The record is from RefSeq and is a predicted model, not a curated record. Gene Ontology annotation, molecular function: beta-catenin binding; cadherin binding; calcium ion binding. Lineage: Eukaryota; Metazoa; Mollusca; Gastropoda; Physidae.
GUUCGGAUCUCGGUGGUUCGGACUUGUGACUGUAAGACGUCCCUGAGUCCAUCCAGAUCUGAUAGGUACCUGCCUUAAGUUGGGGAAAGUAAACGCAGAUGGGCAUGGUUUACAAGAUAGGUACCUGCCUUAAGUUGGGGAAAGUAAACGCAGAUGAUCAUGGUUUACAACACCAUCCUUUCAUAUGCAGAGGUCAAGAAACAUAAACUCUACUUCAUCUGCCCAAUGGAUCACAAGGUGUAAAGAAGAAUGUAUACUUUUUGUUCCUCUGAUCAACUUUUCAUGUGAGGCUGAAAUCUGAAUUUAAAAUGUACACAGACAAAGUCUUGCCUUUGUUAGCAAUAUUCAUUUGUCUACUACCAGCUACUGAAAUGGUAAUGACCUUUGACCCUUUCAGUCCAACUUCAGUUCCUAUACCGUACACGUCACCCAAGUUGACAAAAAUCAACAGUCCAGUAAAAUGCAGCUCAGAUCAACCUGGUGGAUUUUGUACAUGUGACGUCACCACAGCAGGUAUACCGUUUGAGCUGACGAAACUUUCAGGAGAUACAGACCCCUAUGUUUACUACUAUGGUACUGCCAGUCUGGUUGCUGCUACAAUUUACAACGUGGAGGUCACGUGCAAAGAAAACAAUGUCAAUCCCGGCUUCAAAAGAACGCUACAAGUAGAGGCUACAGCCAACAAGCCACCAACAAUUACAGGCUACCCAACAGUCACCACGUCUACUGAUGCCAGUAACACAGGUCAGUACGAUCAGGUCUACAAGAUCGCUUACACAGAUCCAGAGAAAGACGCGGUGUCUUUUACAAUGAAGCAAACUCCAAGCCUCGGACUGUUUUCAAUAGGGGCAGCUGACGGUAUCAUCCGAUCCACUGUUGACCUCAGGUAUGCCACAGUUUCGGCCUUCACCUUGACGGUCACUGCCAACGACGGCCAUAAUCUGAUCUCAGAUUUCAUCGUCAAACUUUCACUAACUAAUCUGAACACUGUCCCAUCUAUCAGCAACCUACCGGCUGUUACUACAACGGUGCUCGAAUCAGCCAAGGCUAAUGACGUCAUCUGGACUUUUAAUGUGGUGGAUCCUGAUCCGUACGUUAACCCCUUCGUUCCUGUUUGCGCAACUUUUGACAGCAGCGACGUCACCAAAUUUAAAUUUACUGCUACACAGAUUCUGGUUGCCUAUGACAAUGCUUUGGACUAUGAAACUAAAACAACCUACAAGAUUACAUGUACGCUAUUUGACGGGUUUCUGAGCAGCUCAGGUGACGAAACACUCACUAUUUUUGUGUCAGAUGUGAACGAAGCGCCCGUGUGGUCCAGCAACAAUUAUUUCUGCAAUAUUAAUGAAGGGGCAGCUAACGUACCGUCAUGCAUCCUUGGUGGGAGUGUGAUUGACCCUGAAGGGGACAGUUUUUCAGUGGAUAUUUCAGGAGACAGCGGCUAUUUAAAGUUUGACAUAGGUCUCGGCAGGAUUACUUUCGCCAAAGACUAUGACCUUGAUCAGGUGGGCAUGGCCCAAGACAUUACGGCCAUAUUUAAAGCCAUCGACAGCAAGGGGGCCACCAGCUCAGCGACAGUCUAUGUGCACGUGACUGACGUCAACGACAACGCAUGUGUGACCAAUGCUGGAUUAACAUACGUCACACUGACAGAUACUGAUCCGCUCAAAACAUUGGGAACAUUGACACAGCUUGACAAGGAUGUGACGUCACCUAACAAGGAUACACACUUUGAGGUUUUUUCUGUGUCACCUAAAACAUCAAGUGACCAUAUCAUGGUGACACGAACUGGUGAAGUCUAUUACACGAAACUGUUUGCUGCCGAUCAGGCCGGCACCUCCUUCAAGGUCAAUGUCGUCUGUGUUGAUAGCGGCACACCACAGCUAAACACCACAACAGCUGUUAUCGUCACCUACAGCCCGGCUACAACACCAUCAACAACACCAACAGCCAGUACCACAGCCUCGACAACAACAACUGAGGCCGACAUCUGGGACAAGACAGAGUUCAAAGCGUUGUUUGGUUCCCUCAUUGGACUGGCUGGCCUUCUGUUUGUGGUAGGACUAGCAGCAUUGGUGGCGUACUGCUGCAGCAAGUAUCGUCCCAAAAUAAAGACACCACCCAAAAAAGUAGAGCCGUACAGAAAUUCAACGGAUCAAUUGGAACAAAUUAGACCAGAACAAAGGACUGUACCCUCCCCGCCGCUAGAUCACAGUUGGACUCCCCAGGCCUGGCCAUUAAGCAACACAAGACCCAUACCAGAGGGAACGCAUUACUUCCACUACCACUAACGAUGAAAAUGUUGGAGUUUUUUAAUUUUAUUUUUUAUCAACUUGAAAAUAUCUUUUUUUUUUAAAUCUAUUGCUUAAAACAUUAGACAACUCUUGUUUUAUCUAUUGGAAAAUGUCUUUUUUUUUAAAUCUAUAACUUAAAACAUUAGACAACUCUUCAUAAAUUAACCCCUAUAAAACAUCAGGUAGAUAGACCACACAACAUACUCCACAUUAACCUGAUAGGGUGAACUUGAAAUAUUGCACAGGUCCAAAGACCAAACUAGUCUGAUUACACAAAGUUACAAUGCUGAACGUUUUGUAAGGGAUGUAUUUUAUUCGCGCACACAAACAACACAUGUAAACACAUUAAUUAGAGACAACAUACUCAAGAUAACAUUUUCAAGAACAAAAACACACAUGUAGACAAACUAAAAAGAAUUGAAACAACCAUUGGCAAACCAGCAAUAAUAACUAAAUGUAUAUUUCAAAUGUAUUGACAAAAAAACGACAACACAAAUAAGUAGGUAAAAUGUAAGUAAAAGAUAUUAUGAUUGUUAAACAUUUAUUUUAUCACAACUAAAGAUCGAAGGUUGAACAAUGCAAACAAAAAAUUCUGUCCUCGACCAUUGAAAGGAAAGCAUUAAAAAAAAGCAACUAAAAUCUUUUGGCUUUGAGUGUUGAUCACACAUUUUGAUAAAAAUUUAAAAAAAAAAAACUUUUCCAACAAACAAAUAUUUUAAAACUCUGAGGAAAUAAAUGUGUAAAUCAUAAAAAUGAAAAGCUUUUAAUUAAUUGCAUUGAAAAUAUAUGUUUUAAUUGUUUAAAAAUCUAUGCAUGUACAUAAAAUGCAAAUGUCCAGUUUAAUAUUAGUUAAACCUGAAAUUUAAAACUGUUAAUUACUUCUAAAACUUUGAGCAGAGAAAUCCCAAACGAUUAUAAAAAGAUAUUAAACAUUUUUUAUUGAG